Soboliphyme baturini is the source of this 651-nucleotide messenger RNA. The record is from the annotation of a GenBank genome assembly. Lineage: Eukaryota; Metazoa; Nematoda; Enoplea; Dioctophymatida; Soboliphymatidae.
AUGUCAACUCGUUCAUCCUCUGGUCAAGAGAACUUUCGGAUGGCGAACCCGUCGGUUUCGUCGCAGCCACUGGGAGGAAAGUCGCGUAAAUUCAAGCAUGCCAUCGGUGGACUCGGUUUUGCCAGACACAACCGGGAGGUUGUCAGCCAGACGAUCAAGGAAAACUCGCUAAAGGUAGUAUUUGUGGUCAUUUGUCUUCUCUUGGUUAUCUGUUUGUUCCGCACACAGGCGAAGCCAGAUCUGGUGGCGCCAAUCGACUACGAAGCGUUCCUCACCCAUAAUCGCUCAGUGAUAGAUGCUCACCGUCAUCGCGACAUGCUACUGUUUCCGGAUGAUGACAUCUCCAUAAGUUCACAAAAGGUUGCGACUCGGACGGCGGUCAGCUCGGUCAUCGACUUGUCCAUCGAAGACAUCGAACAACCGCUUGCUCGCCAUUGCAUCGAAACGUUUACUUCUGACUGGCAGCUUGUAACUUUCAACUAUGUCAAAUGCCAGAAGCUAUGGGCAUUUCAGUCGAAUACUUCGGUUGCCGACGUCGGUGCUGUGGUGUACGAAGUGGACAUUGCAGACGCCGAAGGCACCGACGAGGUAGGGUAUCCACAAAUAUCAUCCAUCUGGUGCUCGGCGUUGUCGGUUCUCGUUAUGUGUUGA